Salpingoeca rosetta is the source of this 1810-nucleotide messenger RNA. RefSeq lists its product as uncharacterized. Gene Ontology annotation, molecular function: glycosyltransferase activity. Lineage: Eukaryota; Choanoflagellata; Craspedida; Salpingoecidae. The transcript has a single exon. The record is from RefSeq and is a predicted model, not a curated record. Bases 191 to 1387 code for a protein of 398 amino acids.
UUGGAAACUGUCCCAAGACAGGCCCCCAAGACAGCGGCGGUUGCACACCACACACCACCAACCAACAACGACUUGUUCUUCGCUCACAUCACAUCACUCACAUCACUCGCUGCUGGGCCUCUCACCCCCCCCACACGCCCUGCUCCGUUCACUCACUCACAGGACCCACUUGUCACACCAUUGCGCGACCAUGCGUGUAAGAUGGCUGCCGGUAGCAGCAGGUUGGGCGGUUGCAGCAGUUGUGUUUGGGCUGCUGGCGUUGGCACACGAGAACGUCGCUGGAAACUUAGACGUUGGCCUGGAAUCUGCUGACCUGGGCGAUACAAUCGAGCUGAGCGACGACGACCUGCCGUACGUACACCCCCAGUUCAAGAGCCAAAGCGACCGGCGCGUGGCAGUUCCGCUGCCGGCGUCGGUCACCUUCGACCGCCCGCCGGACCCCACAGAGGAGCAGCUGCGCACCAUGCGCAUUGGCGUGGCGUCGCUCGCCGCGCCGCUCACCAGGGAGCACGCCAGCAAGGUGGCCAAGUACGUGUAUUCCAUGUGCCUCAUGUUCCAGAGCUUUCGCCAGCACACGCGGUUCCAGAACGUGGAGUACGUCCUCAUCACACGCAACACCUCCUGGGCGUUCACGGACGAGACGCAUCGCAUCGUGCGUGCAUGCAACAUGAGGGUUGUCGAGCGCCCGCUGGCCAUCAAGACCAAGUACGUCACCGACCCGUACUUCAAGACCGUGCUGCACGACAAGGCGCUCGCUGGCAUCGGCCUGCUGGACUACGACUUUCUUUGGCCGUGGUCCUUUGACCAGUACGACAAGGUGCUGGUGGUCGACUCGGACACAUUCUUCACCAAGAGCAUCGACCACCUCUUCACCCCGGACGUGGACAUGGUGUUCACCAACGGGCCAAAGAGCCACGUCAACGGCGGCAUGCAGGUCAUCCGCCCAAACAAGCGCACCUUCCUGGACAUGCGCAACCGCAUCAUCGCCCCCAACGCCUACCACCGCGAGACCGGGUGGUACAACCACGGCUUCAUCCCGCCAGACCAGUACGGGUCUGCCACCCUGCAGGGGUUCCUCACCUACUACUUCACCGCGGUCAACACCAACGUGCUGCAGGUGCCGCGCUGCCUGUACAACUACCAGUUUGACCACCUCUCCGUUGCCGAGACGUCGGACUGCGACGCCGUGUACAUGUUCCACUUCACCGCGUGCCCAAAGCCCGUGACCAAGACGGUGGCCCAGUUCCGCGUGAUCAUGCGCCGCAAGAACAAGCCCCCGAUAUGCGAGUGCGCGUUCAUGCGCUACAAAGAGUUUCAGCGAAAGGUGAUGGAGGAGCUGCCGGAGCUCGGGGAAAUCUUGCGGCAGCACGGCGAGGUGGCUGUGUGACAGCAGACAGAUAAUGUGAGGGAGGGUGGUGGUGGUGGUGGUGGUGGUUGGCAUGGUGUUGUGGUUACAGGUGUGGUGGUGGUGAUGGUUGGUGCUCGGGGAGUAAGGGGGUGACACUGACGUCGAUGGGAGUGAUGAAAUACCCUUUUGUUGAACAAUGUGAUGGACAUCACAAUCAUGUUGUUGUGUGAAGACAUGCCUGUUGGGUUAGCCAACAGGGGACAAUGGCCUGUGUGUCGUGCGUGGUUUUCGUGUGGGGCCGAGCCAUGACAUGUUCGUGUCUGCGGCAACCUGUGCCGGCUGUCUCUCUCGCCUCCUUCCUCUGUGUGCAUCUCACAUCACCGUGCCUGUGCUCCUUUCCAGCUGUUUGCAUUGCGCUGUGCUCGCUGAAUUUGUUACGCCCGAAGUACACAACUAACGCUC